AUGGUAAAGUUUGCGAUAUGCACGGCUGCAGUGGAGUCACACGCCGCUCGGGAGCGGAGAGUCAAGGAUCUGUUAUUCUAUGAGGCACUCACGAUUUUUGAACUUGAAGCUUUCGAGCCCAUGCGAACCCAAAGAGAGCUUGGACAUUUCCACACGCGAACACAUGGCCAUGGCCUGUUCAAUUUAGCCGGGCCCAGGCCUCGGGAUGCAUCAGUCUGGAAUCUCAUGCAACCAUCACUGAUCUAUAAUUAUCAAGACUUGAUCACUGCCUCGAAUGGCGCAGAAGAAAUCGAGAAGGGCCGGCAAAAGGCGCAGACCAUCGCGCAAGGACCAGAUACUGUACCGUGCAUCCCAUAUUUGACCACGUAUCCUAUGAUGGCCAUGCUGCCAGACGUCUGGAAAGAAAGGCGUGGAAAGAAAUUCUCGAAGGAAAUUGAUUUCUUUCGACGCCUUCCCUUCGACGCCUCAUCCCUAUCCGCUACUUUCAUCCCUUGGCUACUGAUAAAUACAAUAGAGAUUGUUGAACCAUUUGAGAGAUCCUUCGACUAUGGUACCGCCCGCGUGUGGAAGCGCUUUCGGGCACUGGCUUUCACGUCCAUGUUAUAUUCCAGUCGAAAGAGAAGGUCGGACGCCGCAAACAGAGCCAAGAAGUCGUCUGCUUCGUCUUUCACAAGAGCUUCAGGACAAGAUGUGGGAAUAUGUCGUCGCGGUCGAGAACGUCCAUCUCGUCUGAACGCACAGCGGCCCAUGGGCUUUAGGCCCGCCGAAUAUUUCUGGCAGCACUCCCAAUUGGCUUCGAAGGGCGGCGCUCGUGGCGUAACACAUUCAGCAAUUCUGCUCCCUAUCCUAGUCUUCUCGUGCGGCCAGCAUGUCCCAAGGAUGUUGGACCUCUAUGCGUACCUCGAGCUUCAUUCUCUGGUUCAAGAAGACUCGUCCAUCCCUCGAGAGCACGCAUGUUGCGAUGAAAGUGUUGCUUCGAGUUAUAUCUUGGGUAUGCUUGAAGAACACGGCUCAAACAUGGUUAAUAUUGACUCAUUUCUGUACUGCCUCGCCAUCUUCCUUCAAGCACGAUUGCAGGGUCGAUGGGCAAUGCGGCGAGAGACUUCAUUCGGCACCGCUGCAUCAGUGACGCAAGGCUUCAGCCAGCAAUUAGACUGA
This is a messenger RNA of Pseudocercospora fijiensis CIRAD86, 1158 nucleotides long. RefSeq lists its product as uncharacterized. The coding region runs from base 1 to 1158 and encodes 385 amino acids. The transcript has 9 exons. The record is from RefSeq and is a predicted model, not a curated record. NCBI's taxonomy places the organism in Eukaryota, Fungi, Ascomycota, Dothideomycetes, Mycosphaerellales, Mycosphaerellaceae.